Chlamydomonas reinhardtii is the source of this 1618-nucleotide messenger RNA. RefSeq lists its product as uncharacterized. Gene Ontology annotation, cellular component: ribonuclease P complex. The record is from RefSeq and is a predicted model, not a curated record. The coding region runs from base 130 to 561 and encodes 143 amino acids. Gene Ontology annotation, biological process: tRNA 5'-leader removal. The transcript has 7 exons. Lineage: Eukaryota; Viridiplantae; Chlorophyta; Chlorophyceae; Chlamydomonadales; Chlamydomonadaceae.
ACGAGCAUUGUCGUUGUAAUAUCAUAAUACUAGCCUGAUAACCGAGCUACCGAGAAACUUGCACUCUGGCCCUGACUGGCGACCGUAGUGAUGUCCCUGAGCUGCUACUGGAUGUGAUAAUGAUGACAAAUGGUGCGCCUGAAGAAUAGGUACCUGCUUGUGGAGGUAGACUACAAAGACAACAAGCUUGACGAAUCCUUCAACGAGCUAGCGAUCCUCACCGCUAUCAGAGAAUCUGUCGCCGUCAACUUUGGGGAUUAUGGUCUGGGCUGCAACCUCUCGAGCCUGCAAGUGAAGUACUACAGCCCCUUCACGGGCACAUGCAUCGUACGGUGCGCAACGUCCGAGAAUGAGCGGGUGGUGACGUCCCUGGCCCUCAUGACGGAGGUGAAGGGCCGGCCGGCGGCUCUCCGGCUACUGCGCAUUGCUGGCACUCUGGGCGCUUGUAAGGACGCGGCGGCGGCGCACAGCGCAGCUCGCCUGCCGCAGCUCAAGCUGGCGCCUCGGCAGCAGCAGGCCGCGGAGCAACUGCACGCAGGCAUCAGCGCCCUGGAGCUGUGAGCUUUGUCGCAGGGCUGCGGGUGCACGAGGUAGAAAGGCAGGAAUGAACCCACGUGGCCAGGACGAUCCUGAUUGAGGAGGAUGGGCUGGCAGAAUUUUGCGCUUUACGAGGAAAUCGUGCCAGACGCACAGAUUAUAGUCCAGGGGAAUGGCUACUGGGCUCGCACGUCAGCUGGCCGCUGAAGCUGACGCUCGUACCUGGAGCUGCGGGACCCCAUUACUGCGGCGGCGCACCCGGCACAGUGGCACUCCUCACUGCAACAGCGUCUGUGCACAGCAGGGGAGGGUGCACAACGCCGGGCGGGCCAUGCCGUCCUUUGACCUUGACGACAUGCGUCAUCACCGAAGAUUUCAACUAAAGCUGUAUUAAAUACUCCACGACUUUCCCUUACGGGACAAUAAAUAAAUUUGUCCCCUUCGGGAUUUUAUGUGUACCUCUGACAACAAGGAAGUGGCUGCCUUAGGGAGGCAGGAAAAGGGCUGAUCCCGGGUCGUUAUCAACCCAGCCACCUUGACGCGGGCGCCUACUAAGCACACGCCUCUAUGUUGGGGGCCUUUGGCAUCCCCGCAAAUCCGGACGUGGCCGGUUGGGUGGGGUGCACAGUCCGUGCUAACCCGCAGCUAACAAACUAGUCACGUCACUCGCCGCCAAUCGACACGUGCACCCUCGGCCCCACGCCCUGCUAGCGCCGUUCAGGCUCCCCUCUCUCGUCUCGGCGCCGCUUCGGUGCCAUGGCUGGUCCGGACGCGUCCACUGGGGGUUGCGCCCGGACCAGGAAGAAAGAGGCGUGAGAGCGAGCCGCUACAGAAAUGGACAACGGUGACAGGCUCUUUAUGACGGCUCGCCGUCUGCUGUGUCUUUGUAGCACAUUUACCACGUACAGAAGUCAUACUGCGCAAAGCCAUGGCUUGCUUUUCGGGCAACCUCGCGAAAGUCAAUUGUCCAUGGACGUGCGAAGGCACCUCUCGCUCCGCACCGCACCUCUGACAAAAAGGGGUCGCGUCGUGGGCAGCAAUAGGCAGUAGCAACCGGAAGUGCAUGUAAGCAAGCCGAACG